UUCCCACCUGAAACCCAUUUCCCACCUGAAACCCAUUUCCCACCUGAAACCCAUCCAGCUCUCCCGCUCCGUAGCCACACCCACCCUAGCCACGCUGGGUCCUGGGCCCCCACUAAGGAGUUUUCAUCUGGUCUCCUGUUUCCACUCUUGCUCUUCCCGGAUCCAUUAAGCGGCAGCUGCAGUGAACUUUCACCCCAUGUAAGUUCUUUUACUGCCUCUGCUGAACCCUCCAGUGGCUCUCCAGGCGCCCACAGUAACGCCCGAGCCCUCCGCAGCCCUUACACUAGGGUUCCUCAGCCCCCUCCCUCACCUCUGCCCCCUCCUCCUCCAUAUCCAGCCACUGCUCUCUUGCUUCAGGGGCUGCGCAGGUAACUGUUCCCUCUGCCUGGUGCGCGCUCUCCAGAUGUCUCUGUGGUUUGGUCCCUUACUCCACCCAGUUCUUGCCCGUGUCCUUUAUCAAGGUGGCUUUCUACACUGCGGUAUUCAACAGCCUUCCCGGCCCCUGGCCUCCUGACCCUGCUGUCAUGUCCCGGCGCUGAAGUUCAUUCUGGUUUUCAGGGUCUCUGAGGGCUGGGACCCUGCCUGUCUUGCCUGCCACCGCACCCCUGGCAGCUGGAAGAGAUGGCAGCUUCUGUGGGGGUGCAGCGGCAGGGACAAUAGGCUGAGGCUAACGUGGGUUGACGGGGAGGCCUGUCGGACCAGGACAACGUGGCAAGAGUGGCGAAGAGGAGGCUUUGAGGCCUGGCUUUGCUAUUCUGGACUUGGGCACGUGCCUAUUGGUUAGUGUUCCUUGGCCUCCUUUUUGCAUUGCUGGGCACCUGAGACAUCCAGAUCUGGAAGUGCUACGAGCCACCCCUGGCACCCGUCUCCAGCUUCCCACUUGCUUCCAUGUUCUCCUGUUCGUGGGUUUUGUCCCUAAAACCCCGUUGAACCCAAGAACCCAGGCCACCUCAGCAGAUUGAAGGGGGUGCUCAGUGAUGGCUCCAUCUGCUGCUCUGCUGGGGCUGAGACCCCCAACACAGGGCCUGCCACCUACAGAGCGGACUCCAGACUCUUGGAAAUGUUUUGAUUUAGACGUAAGAGCCCAGAUUGUCAUGUUCAGUCCUUAGAAUGAAUUUAACCCAAAGCUAAACUAGCUCUGUGCCAGUUCCACUAAAGCAUGCAAGGUACUUGAGUUUCCUGGGAAAUGCUGAAAAUGCUCAUGGCGCCUGUUCUAAAGUGGCUGCAAGUCAUUUGGGGGAAAGUUGGCCAAAGAGCACUCUGCUGACAGAAGGCAGGCAAGGGCUGGCAUAGCAGGCCCUGCCAUGUUCCGCAGGCUGGGCUGGCUGGUCCUGUACAGCCUCGCUGUGCUGCUGCUCAGCUGCCUGCUCUUCCUGAAGAAGGAGGCCAAGCCAGCAGGGGUCCCCACCGCCCGCCAGCCCUUCUGGGCUCCCCCGGGGCCCCACCGCAGCCACUGUCCACCCAACCACACUGUGGCGAAUGCCUCCCUGUCCCUGCCUAGCCGGCACCGUCUCUUCUUGACCUAUCGCCACUGCCGCAAUUUCUCCAUUUUGCUGGAACCUUCAGGCUGUGCCGAGGACGUCUUUCUGCUCCUGGCCAUCAAGUCGCAGCCUGGCCAUGUGGAGCGGCGUGCGGCCAUCCGCAGCACGUGGGGCCGGGUGGGAGACUGGGCUGGGGGCCGGCAGCUGAAGCUGGUGUUCCUCCUAGGGGUGGCAGGACCCGCACCCCCUGCCCAGCUGCUGGCCUAUGAGAGUCACGAGUUUGACGAUAUCCUCCAGUGGGACUUCACUGAGGACUUCUUCAACCUGACGCUCAAGGAGCUGCACCUGCAGCGCUGGGUGGCGGCUGCCUGUCCCCAUGCCCACUUCAUGCUAAAGGGAGAUGACGAUGUCUUUGUCCAUGUGCCCAAUGUCCUGGAGUUCCUGGAUGGCUGGGACCCAGCCCAGGACCUCUUGGUGGGAGAUGUCAUCCGCCAGGCUCUGCCCAACAGGAACACCAAGGUCAAGUACUUCAUCCCACCCUCCAUGUACAGGGCCCGCCAUUACCCGCCCUAUGCUGGGGGUGGCGGGUAUGUCAUGUCCAGAGCCACCGUGCAGCACCUCCGAGCAGCCGUGGAAGAGGCCGAACUCUUCCCCAUCGAUGACGUCUUUGUGGGUAUGUGCCUGAGGAAGCUGGGGGUGAGCCCCAUGCACCAUGCUGGCUUCAAGACAUUUGGAAUACGGCAGCCCCUGGACCCCCUGGACCCUUGCCUGUUCAGAGGGCUCCUCCUGGUGCACCGGCUCAGCCCCCUGGAGAUGUGGACCAUGUGGGCACUGGUGACAGAUGAGGGGCUUAAGUGCGCUGCUGGCCCCUUGUCCCAGCUCUGAGGGUGGGCUGAGUGGAUUGAGUGUAGAUUUUCCUAUCAUAGAAGAAAUUGAGAAACUUGAAACUUGACCCAUGAUGGUCUACAGGAAAUGCUUAGUUUUUGUAACCCCCUCCCACACUUUUCUAACUUUGAUUAAAAACACUGAAACC
Molecule: messenger RNA, 2514 nt
Organism: Myotis brandtii (Brandt's bat)
Lineage: Eukaryota; Metazoa; Chordata; Mammalia; Chiroptera; Vespertilionidae
Gene: B3GNT4
Product: UDP-GlcNAc:betaGal beta-1,3-N-acetylglucosaminyltransferase 4
Exons: 2
Coding region: 1305-2366 (353 amino acids)
Cellular component (GO): membrane
Molecular function (GO): hexosyltransferase activity
Source: RefSeq, a predicted model, not a curated record